CUCCGGCCGGAAUUUCUGCCUCCCGGAGCCCUGAGCCCAGAAGCGGGGAGAAGUUGGCGAGGUCGUCUCCGGGAGGGUUGCCAGAAAUUGAGGACGGACUCCCGCCGCGGUCGACUAAAGCCCCAGAGGAGCUUCUCUGCUGCGUCGGGGCUGAGUGUGGACGCGCCGCGCGCGUCCCCGCUAGGGCUGGGAGUUUGUAGACCGUCCCUGCCGCGGCCCGCUCGGCGGCGGCCCCGGGCGCGAUCCAGCCCAGGUAGCCCUGCCGCAGGCUCGGGGCGUCGCGACCCCGCGCCUCGGGCCCCACGGGCACGGCGGCCGGCGGGGGCUCCGGCCGCUGCUGCUGCCCAGCAAGGAGCCUCUGAUGAGGGCGACUCAUCUGUUCACACGUAUUGAGCCAAGAGAGCUGAGAUGAUCGCAGAGACGGUUGAGAGAAGACAAGGAGAAAGGUGUGAAGAGGCUGAGUGAUACACAGAGGGACCCUUGGAAAUCAGAAUGGAAGAGAGGAGAGGAAGUCGGCUGACACAGGAGCCAGAGUGAGACCAGCAGACUCUCACACUCAACUUACACCAUGAAUUUGUGUCUAUCUUCUAUGCGUUAAGAGCCAAGGACAGGUGAAGUUGCUGGAGAGCAAUGGCUCUCUUUACUCCGUGGAAGUUGUCCUCUCAGAAGCUGGGCUUUUUCCUGGUGACUUUUGGCUUCAUUUGGGGUAUGAUGCUUCUGCACUUUACCAUCCAGCAGCGAACUCAGCCUGAAAGCAGCUCCAUGCUGCGUGAGCAGAUCCUGGACCUCAGCAAAAGGUACAUUAAGGCUCUGGCAGAAGAAAACAGGAAUGUGGUGGAUGGGCCAUACGCUGGAGUCAUGACAGCUUAUGAUCUGAAGAAAACUCUUGCUGUGUUAUUAGAUAACAUUUUGCAGCGCAUCGGCAAGUUGGAGUCAAAGGUGGAUAAUCUUGUUGUCAAUGGCACCGGAACAAACUCAACCAACUCCACCACAGCUGUUCCCAGCUUGGUUGCACUUGAGAAAAUUAACGUGGCAGAUAUCAUUAACGGAGCUCAAGAAAAAUGUGUAUUGCCUCCUAUGGACGGCUACCCCCACUGUGAGGGGAAGAUCAAGUGGAUGAAAGACAUGUGGCGUUCAGAUCCCUGCUACGCAGACUAUGGAGUGGAUGGGUCCACCUGCUCUUUUUUUAUUUACCUCAGUGAGGUUGAAAAUUGGUGUCCUCAUUUACCUUGGAGAGCAAAAAACCCAUACGAAGAAGCUGAUCAUAAUUCAUUGGCGGAAAUUCGUACGGAUUUUAAUAUUCUCUACAGUAUGAUGAAAAAGCAUGAAGAAUUCCGGUGGAUGAGACUACGGAUCCGGCGAAUGGCUGACGCAUGGAUCCAAGCAAUCAAGUCCCUGGCAGAAAAGCAGAAUCUUGAAAAGAGAAAGCGGAAGAAAGUCCUUGUUCACCUGGGACUCCUGACCAAGGAAUCUGGAUUUAAGAUUGCAGAGACAGCUUUCAGUGGUGGCCCUCUUGGUGAAUUAGUUCAGUGGAGUGAUUUAAUUACAUCUCUGUACUUACUGGGCCAUGACAUUAGGAUUUCAGCUUCGCUGGCUGAGCUCAAGGAAAUCAUGAAGAAGGUUGUAGGAAACCGAUCUGGCUGUCCAACUGUAGGAGACAGAAUUGUUGAGCUCAUUUAUAUUGAUAUUGUAGGACUUGCUCAAUUCAAGAAAACUCUUGGACCAUCUUGGGUUCAUUACCAGUGCAUGCUCCGAGUCCUCGAUUCAUUUGGUACUGAACCCGAAUUUAAUCACGCAAAUUAUGCCCAGUCGAAAGGCCACAAGACCCCCUGGGGAAAAUGGAAUCUAAACCCUCAGCAGUUUUAUACCAUGUUCCCUCAUACCCCAGACAACAGCUUUCUGGGGUUCGUGGUUGAGCAGCACCUGAACUCCAGUGACAUCCACCACAUUAAUGAAAUCAAAAGGCAGAACCAGUCCCUUGUGUAUGGCAAAGUGGAUAGCUUCUGGAAGAAUAAGAAGAUCUACUUGGACAUUAUUCACACAUACAUGGAAGUGCAUGCAACUGUAUAUGGCUCCAGCACAAAGAAUAUUCCCAGUUACGUGAAAAACCAUGGUAUCCUCAGUGGACGGGACCUGCAGUUUCUUCUUCGAGAAACCAAGUUGUUUGUUGGGCUUGGGUUCCCUUAUGAGGGUCCAGCUCCCCUGGAGGCUAUCGCAAAUGGAUGUGCGUUUCUGAAUCCCAAGUUCAGCCCACCCAAAAGCAGCAAAAACACAGACUUUUUCAUUGGCAAGCCAACUCUGAGAGAGCUGACAUCCCAGCAUCCUUACGCUGAAGUUUUCAUUGGGCGGCCACACGUGUGGACUGUUGACCUCAACAAUCAGGAGGAAGUAGAAGAUGCAGUGAAAGCAAUUUUAAAUCAGAAGAUUGAGCCAUACAUGCCAUAUGAAUUUACAUGCGAGGGGAUGCUACAGAGAAUCAAUGCUUUCAUUGAAAAACAGGACUUCUGCCAUGGGCAAGUGAUGUGGCCGCCCCUCAGUGCCCUGCAGGUCAAGCUUGCUGAGCCCGGACAGUCCUGCAAGCAGGUGUGCCAGGAGAGCCAGCUCAUCUGUGAGCCUUCUUUCUUCCAGCACCUCAACAAGGACAAGGACAUGCUGAAGUAUGAGGUGACCUGCCAAAGCUCGGAGCUGGCCAAGGACAUCCUGGUGCCCUCCUUUGACCCCAAGAAUAAGCACUGUGUGUUUCAAGGGGACCUCCUGCUCUUCAGCUGCGCAGGCGCCCACCCCAGGCACCGGAGAGUCUGCCCCUGCCGGGACUUCAUCAAGGGCCAGGUGGCUCUCUGCAAAGACUGCCUAUAGCGGCCACCUGCUCAGCCCCGCACCGCGCUGCCGGGGAAGACAGUGCCCCAGCCCCGUCAGACAGGGCCAGGGGCAGAAGUCAUCCAGGGACUCUGGCAAGAGCCUGAACUUUUUGGUAGAAGGUUCUGAUUUGGUAUUGCUCCUGCUGCACUCGGAGCAGAGCCCAGUGGAGUCUUCACCAAAACAAAACGAGAGUGUCUGUCAGGCCGGGCGCCUGGCUUGCCCCUGGCACAACGUCAUUCCUGUUUCUCAAGGAGCAACUGUGGGAGGACUGUGUCACUGCAGCUGCUCCAGGGUAAAAGAAAGUCUCGAGAGUCCUUUAAAACAAAACAGGAGGAAUUGAGCUGAUGGGAGAGAACGCUGAAUGGGAACAUUCCUAAGCCCAUUAACUUAUUUAUUUGGGUGGGAGGGAGGGGACCAAGGGAGGGAGAGGAGGGAUUGAUCACAGGCUUCUUUUACUUCCAAUGUUAAUCAUCCACCUUCACUGUAUUGUUAUUCUGUCUGCUUCAAGCAGAGUGCCGGAGGGAGGAGGCAGAGUGCACCGUGGGGCUGGUGGGGUGCUCAGGAGCAGCCCUGGAGACCUGGCUGCUCAAAACGAUAGCAGCAGAGCAAAAGAAACUUUCGCUUUGGAAGCACAGCCAGAGUCCCCAGGGCAUUGUCAUAGAUAGCAGCUAGAGCGUGGGCUGCCUCGGUCGGGGGGUGUGCCUGUGUUGUCCAGAGAGCCCAGUCAGGGAUAGAAGAUGAGACGAGGCCCUUUUCCUCCAUGUCCCCAUGCCCAGACACAUUCCUUGGCCAUAAUUUCUUUUAGAAUCCCUUUAGGAAAGAAAUACGGGACUGAGGGAUUUUGGAGUUUCUGGUAAACUCCCCCUCCCUCUGGCCCCACUGUGAGGAGGAAAGUAGAGAUGAGGGACUCGCACGCUGCUCGUGGACUUGGAGAGGGUUGCCUUCGAGCCGAGGUUCGGACAGGAGUGAGGUCGAUCCUUAAAAACUUGUGGCAUGACCGGAGCUGGGCUCCUGACAGGUGGGUUUGUGUUGUGUCCCCUCUGAUGGCACCAAAGUCCAGGGAAGGGGGCUCUGGCUGUCUGCUGGGGGAGCGGGGGCAGCUCGAGAUGAAUGCAGUGCACUGUCCUGGCUGCUUACCCGAGGGUCUGGCCCUCAAAGGUGGGAAUCUGGUGCUGGCUUUUCCUUCAGGCAGGAUUACUCUGACUUGUUGAGUAACCAGUCAGCAGGUAGGCCUGGUCAGACACACUGGACCUCACCUUCCAAACCCUGGACCCCGCCAUGCUCUGCCUUUGUGUAAGUUCCCACCCCCUCUGAAUCGUCGCUGCCAUGCUCUGUACAAGCUUGUAAGUUUCUGGAAAGCGUCUGACAUCACCGUGCUGGUGCAAGUGAGCCCCUUUCUGCCUGAUGUGAGCACUUGGCAUUAUCCACCUGGCCCCUGCUGGGCGCCUCGGUUGCUCAGUGAUGUGCUCCUUGCCGGGGCUUCCAAGCACCCUGUCUGCUAACGGAGGGCAGCCUGAUGGAGCCUCUGCUGGGCAGAGCUGAUGGGCAAAGCUUAAUGGCUGGUGGGAUUUCAGAAUGUGAGGGAAAGGAAGAAUUCUGCUUCAUGGGGACCAGAGUCAGUGUGGGGCCUUUAAGUCUUGUGAAGUUAGGUUCUUCUGCUUUCUCAGUUGCUACACAAAUGAGCGGCCAGCCUUUUUUCUUAGGCCCACUGAGAGACCCCUGCCCAGUGGGUCUGAAUUGUACCUCGUUUAAGAGAAUGGAGGAGGGAGGAGGCACCCGGGGUCUCCUCCACUCCUUAGGCAGCCCCUGCACACAUCUGCCAGGGAGAGUACCAUGAGGGGGGCCCUCUGCCCUGAGCACCAUCACGGGGGCACCUCCAGACCUGGCUGAGAAUAGCCUCUGCUUGGGCCUAGCAAGAAGGGCGGCAGUCCAAAGGAAACCUUGUUGGUGACUGUGUAUGUGUAUGAGCGUGUGCAUUUCUUUAAGCUUUGUAAGGGCAGUUUCCUGGAGUAGGAGGGUAGAUGACUGCUAUCCUUGCUGUGAGGAAGAGGUUUUCCUUGUGAACAGGCCUCUUGGCUGUAGGGUGUGGGUUAUUUGCUAGUUAGCCAACCUGCAAUCCCUGGGCCAGGGCCGCCCUCUCCCAGGGUCUUCCAGGAGUCGUGAACGCUGCGGAUGUCAGUGCAAGCAUCUGACCAGCAGGGGGAGCCGGCAGGCUGGAUGACGUUUAACCCACUUGGCCUCUGCUGCUUCUAAGCAAUAAAGCUGAAAAGUAACCUUAGCUCUGCCUUGUGUUCCAGAAGCUGCAGGGAUCACAUGCUGGCUGUCCUGUAAGUUUAAGGCCUCCCUACCUUCCCCUUCUUUUUCAAGCCACAAGGGUAGCCUCCAGGGUCAGGCAGCCCCGAAGAGUACUUUUCUCCCAUUUAAAAAUCCCUCUUUUGUCACCCCAAGUCCAGUGUUGGCUGGAAAUGAGCCGGAGGUCUACUGGCCGGGCAGCUGCUCUUGGAGCAAACAGGCCCACACUCCAGUUGUUGAGGGCAUUAUCUGAAAAGUCAGUGACCCCUGAGUGUGUACUGGCUCCCAGGCCUCCUCAGACUUGGCCCAGGUGUGCUCAGUGAUCCUGGAGAGGAAGUGGGGCGGGGCUGCCAUCAGCCCUGCAUGGAAGAGGAGAGGAAGGUCCACUGACUGUCUGUGGGAGCCGGUGGAGGGUUUGCCGUUGCUGAUCUUGAUAGAAUCCUACACCAAUCUGUAGCUGAUAACAGUUCCAUGAGGAGAGAAAUCGUAAGUCACGAUUAAUGUUUUUCUGCACUAUAAUCAUAUCUUGCCUCGUGUUUUGGAUUAUUUUCCCCAUUGUGAUCCUAAGCUCUUUAAAAACUUAAGGGAAAACACUUACCUAAUUUACUAAAAGAGAAAGCUUUCCAUUGAAAGGUCAACACUUUCAGGAGUAAAAAGACUUCUUUGAAUGCCAGUAAACACCUCAUUUAUUUCGUGUAUGCAGUUUGAUUUGCACAUGUAUAAAUGGAGAUGCUUUUUUCAUUUUUGCUUGGGCUGGAUUUUUGUCACUGCUCAUUUUAGUUUGCCUUUUUGUGUGUUCCCUGUGCGUUUGGAGAUACUAGUCUGUUUAUUUGGUGAUAUUUGUUUCCUUGAUGUGCCUUUUCACUUUUCUUUGGGGUUUUUGGAAUCUGGAUGCUGUUGAAGGGCAAUAGCAGACUCCUCCAGCUAAGAGACAGGACAUGUCCCUGGGUCACUGUGGCUGUUCAAGCCGGACAUCAGAAGCUCCCUGCACUCCCCCUGCCAGGCCAUAGCAUGUAUGCAUCCACCCCCAGAGGAGGGUGUGAAGCCUUGAGAAACUCAAGAAAAGGGUGGAUUCUGCCAUACCUUCUGGUCUACCUGGGGACUGCUGGUUGCCAGUGUGCCAAGUGACCUGUGUUCCCUGCCACCACGCACUUGCUGAGGUGUGGCUGAGGCAGAAGCAUGCGGGCGGGUGCAUCCAAGGAGUUCAAGGCCCUGCUUGGAGAAGAAACACUUGAACUAGUUAGCAUCAUGAAAGGGAAAGGAUGUGCACCCCUUUUUUGUUUCCUUAGUGAAUGCGAGAUUUAAUGAAGGUGAAUAACGAGCUUCCCCUUUGGGAGUGGAGCCCAGUACAACUCACUGGCAGGGUCUGACGUGAGUGUGACAUGUUGGACUGAAUCUCUAUGUCUCUAGGUAGGUGUGUGCUUUCUAGAGCAGACCAAGGUGGCCACCCCAUUUCUCCAAGGUGGUUUACCUAGCAUGUGUAUAUAAUUAGACAUUGCCACCCUCACCUCUGGCCAAAAAUUGAUUUAAAAAAAAAUAUUUUGUUAACGACAGGCUGUGUUGUAUGUGUUACUAUCCCAAGCCUGGAUUAUUUUAUUUAUUUAAAAGUAUUUUAACUUCCCUAUUGGCUUUAUUCGAAUCCCAUCCGUCCCUGUGGGGCUGCAGGGCAUCUUCAUGUGAGUAGAUGGAUGGACAGAAAUAGAUUCACGUUCAUUUAGGAAGCUGGGAGUUUGGUGAAGCCGAGGGUGAGUUCCUGUGAUUCUUGUUGGCUUCAACAAAAAGUGGGAGACCAAGUUUUUAUAGCAAAAGACCAAAUUAGCUGUAGAGUUUCGAAUGCAGAAAAAAAUUACCCUAGCUUUCUUAGCAUUUAGGGUUUUGUGAGGAUUCCGUGUUUAGCACAGUGCUUGGCACAUAGUAGGCCCUAGUAAAUGUUGAGUAUUGUCAUUAGUGUUUCCUAAAACUUGAGAAAUAAAGAGCUGAGCUCAUUCCCUUCCUGUUGAUUCAAAAAUGAUAGCUACAUGAAAACAUGAUUCCAAGUUGAUUGAAGGUUUUAGAAUUACUGGUUUAGAGUAUUCCUAGUUCUGGGCCUACCCUGCUGGUUGGCAUUUUACUGUAUUCUUGAAUGUACUGGUUCGAAAAUAUGCCAGACUUCAGCCCCCAAGGAAACAAGGCUGCAAGAAUUUAUGAACUCCAGCUGGAAAGGGUAAAGGUGACCUUUGGCCAGCCACCUACUGAACCCUAUCCCACUGAUGUCUUUCAGAACAUUCCAGGGGUUUUCUUCAAGGAACAUUUUUGAGCUAGAAGUUGAAACGUGUUCUCUCACAGACUGCACCCCUUGAGUCAAAGUUAACAGUAUUCCUUUGCAGUAAUGGAGGCUUGUCUGCUUUAAGGGGGGAAUGACCGACUGGUUGAACUUAUACGUUCCCCAAGCAGGUCCUUUUGCUGCCCCCUACGGGCUGGGGUGGCCCCUCCUGUCCUCAGGGAUCGGACUCCCAGGUUGGUUAGCUCUGCUGUUUCUAUCAAAUUAAACAUUAUUUCCUGGCCUGGUCCGCCAACCCCACCCUGCCAGAUGGGGGCAAUGGGGCAGGGAUUUUGGCCUCUCAGAACAGCUCCUAGAGGCUGCUCACAGUUGAACGAUGUUUUCCCGAACCACCUAAAUAUCAGUUUGCUUUUUGUUUUGGGAGGAGAUUAGCCUUUUACUUCCCCGGUGGAUGGAAAGUUUUAUCUCCUUAUCUCCUGCCCUGUCUUGGCAUAACUCUGGAUAGAUUGCAGGUGUGGAAUUUGCUGGAGUUUGGUGUCUUUUUCAAAUUCCUUUGGAUUCUCUUCAGCCAAAUCAGCAGUCUCCUAGUCCUAUGGAUACAGUGAUUGAUUGGAAUUUCCCGUCUGCAAAGCAUCUCUCUAGCCCAGGUUUUGUGGAGCCUUAAGACACUCCCUCACUGCCACCCUGACCCCACAGCUGGGGAACCCUGUGCUUAUGUGGUGGGUAGGGCCACUGUUGAUGGAGCAUGGUGGGGACGGGGUGGGUACUUAGGGGAUCUGUGGUGCUGGAGGCCUAAACGCCUCUCGGGACAGCACACCAGGAACCUCGGAGCAGUCUCACGUCCGCCCAAGCUGAGAGGGAGCGAACUUGGGAAGCAUUUUGCUCACUGUCCUGCCCAAGUAUUUAAUAGUGUAAUAGUUGAUGCCAAAGGAGAUGGUAACGUCCCUUCUGUAGUCGCUGUCACAACCUUGACGUCUUUAAGCUAAUGGCCGUUUGCAUCUGUGUCUUCAAACAGAUCCUGUUAGAGCCAUUUUCUGUGGUUCACUUCUGGGGUGAAGUAAUGCAGGAUUCUGCAAACAAGGUGUCGCUGUCCAAACAUACUGUACUGGCAAAGAGAGCACUGCUUUGUUUUCCACUGUUGUAGAGAAAACUAGGGAGAACUUUAUUUUUCAAUAAACUUUUCUUGUGUGACA
Messenger RNA from Saimiri boliviensis boliviensis (Bolivian squirrel monkey), 8604 nucleotides. It is a transcript of the gene MGAT5, whose product is annotated as alpha-1,6-mannosylglycoprotein 6-beta-N-acetylglucosaminyltransferase. Lineage: Eukaryota; Metazoa; Chordata; Mammalia; Primates; Cebidae. Gene Ontology annotation, biological process: protein N-linked glycosylation. The record is from RefSeq and is a predicted model, not a curated record. Gene Ontology annotation, cellular component: Golgi apparatus. Gene Ontology annotation, molecular function: alpha-1,6-mannosylglycoprotein 6-beta-N-acetylglucosaminyltransferase activity.